CCCGCCAAAUACAAGCGCGAGCGGGGGAGGGGAAGGGAGCCCGUCUAGGAGGGAAAAGCGGCCCGCCGGGGACGCGCGCGCGCGCUCCCGCUCCCCCCUCCCCGGAGUAUGUCAUUUGGGAGGCGAAAGGCCUGAGGGGGGCCUGGUCGAGGCUCUGCUGAUUCCCUCAGGCGGCGAAGGAGGACGGGUGGCAGCUAUGGAGUGUCCACCUAAGUCAACCCCGACCAGGAAACUCAUACAAGCUCGGCUGCCUUUCAAGCGUUUGAAUCCCGUGCCAAAGGAGAAACUCAGUGCAAGCUCUGGAGUUAAAAAGCCAAGGAACUCUCAAAAUGUUCUCGGUCAGAACAACACUCCGUGUCCCAGUUUGUCACAUCCAUCACCGGACAAUGCAGAGAACAGUUGCCAGGUGGAAACUGAACCACAGUUUAUUCCAAAACUUGUUAAUGGGAAGGGUCCACUAGAUAGCUUUGUGCAGAAAAACAAAACAAGUCAGCCUUUACCCUCAAUAGACUUGACAGAGGAUUCUAACGAGGGACUGAGCAGUAAAGGAGAUCACAGCAUAUCAAAAGCGAAAGAGGCACUGACAGAGAAAGCUAAUGAGGAAAUCGCAGGCAAACCUAGUUCACAAAAACCUCUUUGCAAUAGCCCAGUGGAUCCUCUUUGCCCAGGUGUGGCACACAAUCGUGAAUUAUUGGAUGCGUCACUUGUGGAGACAGCCGUCAACAGGGCCAAAGAGGGUGAACUCAAGAAUGUUCUAUUUCAGAGGAAAAUGCCUGUGGUUCUCUUGGAGGAUAUCAUGGCAGGCAGAUUUCGCCAUGCUGUACCUUUGGAAAGGAGCCUGUCUUCUGGAAAUGACACGAGUGGGUCUUGUGCUAUAGAGAACUCUACCUGUACAAACUCCUCCUUCAGUUCUCUCUCCUCUACCAGCUCACCUGAGACUUUGCCUGCUGAGGAGAAAACAAGAGAUGACAGCCCUUUAGCCUCUUCAACACCUGUCCGAAAGGCGAAUCUGAAAAUUCAGCGGAGUGCUGCAGAAAAGGAGAAGCUGAGGCUGCAGAAAGACCAAGAACGUGCAGAUAAACUUCAAAAGCUGCAGGCUGAACGAGAGGAGAAGGGGAGGCUGAAAGAGGAGGCAAGGGCUGCCAAAGAACGCUCCCGGGAGGAGGCAAAGAGGAAAAAAGAGGAAGAGAAGGAACUGAAGGAGAAGGAGAGGAGGGAGAAAAAGGAAAAAGAUGAGAAAGAAAAGGCUGAAAAGCUACGAGUAAAAGAAGAAAAACGAAAGGAGAGACAGGAAGCGCUGGAGGCAAAACUUGAAGAGAAAAGGAAGAAAGAAGAGGAGAAACGGUUGAAAGAAGAGGAGAAGCGCAUUAAAGCAGAAAAGGCAGAAAUCACUCGGUUCUUCCAAAAACCAAAGACUCCACCGGCUCCGAAGACUCUUGCUGGCUGGUGUGGGAAGUUUGCGCCUUUUGAAAUCAAGGAAAACAUGGUCCUUUCCCCAUUGUGCCGCGUGGCCUUUGACCAGGACCUCAUGGAUCGGUUAGACUGGCUCCUGCAAGCUCAGAGCUGUGAUGCUUCUCUCUUGAAAGAACUGAAGGGCCGAGAGCCGGGUAAAUCUGGACCCACACUUCUCCACAGCAGCAGCACUGAUGUCAACAGCGAUGUGGUCAUAGUGGGUAGCAGCCAAGUGGGAGACAUCCCAGAAAGAAAGAAGUUUGGGCGGAUGAAACUACUGCAGUUCUGUGAGAAUCACCGGCCUGCCUACUGGGGCACAUGGAACAAGAAAUCCUCAUCCAUAAAGCCAAGGAAUCCUUGGCUAAAGGAUACGACGCUGCUGGACUAUGAGGUGGAAAGUGACGAGGAGUGGGAGGAAGAGGAACCGGGCGAGUCUCUCUCUCACAGCGAAGGGGAUGAUGAUGAGGAUGGAGGGGAGGAGGAAGAUGACGAUGAUGGCUUUUUUGUGCCCCAUGGGUACCUUUCAGAGGACGAAGGCGUGACUGAAGAAUGCGACCCCGAGAACCAGAAGGUUCGCCAAAAGCUGAAGGCUAAGGAGUGGGAUGAACUGAUCGCCAAGGGGAAGAGGUUCCGGAUUUUGCAGCCCGUGAAGAUUGGAUGUGUCUGGGAAGGCCAGGAAAGCGGCAGCUGCUCCGGCUCAGAUCUGAAGCUGCUCCAGCAGUUCCAGGCUUCCAUCCUUGACUCGAGCCUUGCAGACGAGGAACAGAUAGAGAAGAGCGAUAAAAAGAGGACAAAAGACCAGCAGAUCUUAGGGCAGCUACUCCCACUGCUCCAUGGGAACGUUAAUGGAAGCAAAGUGAUCAUCCAAGAAUUCCAGGAUUGCUGUCGCCUGGGGCUGCUGCCGGGCAACAACGAGGCCAUCCCCGCUCCCAGCAGUGGAGACACUAGUCCUAUGAGUCCUAACUCCUCUCGGGCCCAGACUCCUGUCCAGGAGGGUACCAGUGUCCCUUCCAAAGCCAAGCUGAAGCGGAUCAUCUCUGAGAACUCCGUGUACGAGAAGAGGCCUGAGCAUCGGAUGUGUUGGUAUGUCCACCCAGAGGUCCUGAAGAGCUUUGGCCAGGAGGACCUCCCUGUCCCUUGCCAGUGGAACUACAUCACCCAGGUCCUUUCAGUGGCCAAGGAGGAAGGGGGCAAUUCGCCGGGCGUGGUGGCAACGCAGACGACCCCCAUCUCUGCAAAACGGAAGCCAACGGGAAGCAUGUCCAUCACCAAGUUCAUGAAGAGACCUCGCAGUACCAGAGAGGCUGGGACUGUGGAGAUGGAUGGAUUUCAGGCAGACACUGAGGAAGAGGAUGAUGACGAAUGCAUCAUUGUGGACAUGCAGCAGAGUGCAGCACCUGCAUCGAAGGCCCCUGCCAUCACGGCAGAGACGGAAGGGGAAGCAGUGGAGGAUCCCACCCUGGAGCAAGAUGCUGCUGACUCACACCAUUUGAUACUCAACUAACUUUACUGCUCUGUAUGUAUGUAGAAUUCUUUAGAAUAUUUUAAAAAAUCUUGUAUCUUUUUUUGUACAAGAUACUUGAACAUACUCUAUAUUCCUUGUAAAGAGAAGACAGCACUUUGUUUCUGCUUCAGAUCAGUGGAAGCUCAAGAUGUAUUUUUAGAUGAUUAGAUGUUUGUUUUUUUUAGUUAAGUACUACACAUAAUCUCUUUAAUAAAAGCAUUACUGAAAUUUUG
Eublepharis macularius is the source of this 3189-nucleotide messenger RNA. RefSeq names its product chromatin assembly factor 1 subunit A (gene CHAF1A). Gene Ontology annotation, biological process: nucleosome assembly. Gene Ontology annotation, cellular component: nucleus; CAF-1 complex. The coding region runs from base 197 to 2956 and encodes 919 amino acids. The record is from RefSeq and is a predicted model, not a curated record. Lineage: Eukaryota; Metazoa; Chordata; Lepidosauria; Squamata; Eublepharidae. The transcript is spliced from 15 exons.